AUGCUAAUAUAUAUUUUAAUGUUUUGUUUGUUAAGUUUAAAAAUGAAUGAGUUUUAUAUUCAAAUUGUUUUACUUCUUUUAAGCAUCUUCCUAUGUGUGAAUAAUAAAACCCUUGCAAUCGAAUUUGCUCCAAACAUAUAUAUAAAACCCAAACCAAAAAAAUAUUACCCUAAUUCAGAAGUAAUAUAUGAAAGAAACAAACACCUAUUACAUACCGAUCCCAGAGAGUUUAAAAAAGCGAGCAGAUUUAUGCUAGAAGCUUUAACACAAUUAAAAUAUCAUGCUACGAGUAAAGAAGAUUAUAUAUUAUAUGGUAGAAAUUCUGUUUACUAUAUGUUUUUUUAUAAAAAAAAACAUCGAGGCUAUACAAAUGUUAAAAAAAUUGAAUAUAUAAUUGGUAAUCCGAAUAAGUAUAAUGACAUAGUAAACAUGUUAUGGAAUCCAAAUUGUAACAAUUUUUUUUAUCUAGGCUCGGUUAAAAGAAAAAUUGUCCGUGUGUACAGUCCAAAUUUAGUAAUGAUACAACAACGUUCCAAAAAAUGGCCGUGGUCUUAUCGUAAAUAUUUUUAUGCUAUAGCUGCAAAAUUUGAAAUAUCAGAAAACAAAACUAUAAUUGUCAUGGCUUCAGGAAAUAUAAAUGAUCACAACCGUAAAAAUAAAAAAUAUUUUGAAAACACAAUAGUAGAAAGUGCAAAUUUAUUCGAAGCUGAAAUUGAUUCUGAAGAUGAUAUUAAAAAUGGAAAAUUAAAAAAAAUGUUUGUUAACUUAAAUGGAUACAUUAUUGAAAAAAAGAAAGACCAUGUUUAUAUCAUAUAUGUCAAGUUGAUCAACAUGGUUCCAUUUAACAAAAAUGCAUUAUCGAAAAUCUUUAGAUUAUUUUUUUCCUCAUAA
This is a messenger RNA of Plasmodium yoelii, 891 nucleotides long. RefSeq names its product fam-a protein. The transcript has 6 exons. The coding region runs from base 1 to 891 and encodes 296 amino acids. NCBI's taxonomy places the organism in Eukaryota, Apicomplexa, Aconoidasida, Haemosporida, Plasmodiidae. The record is from RefSeq and is a predicted model, not a curated record.